AUGAAUUUGAGAAUAAUAGAAAGAAAGAGGCUGCUCAGAACAGUGCGAAUCACCAUAAAUCCCGAAAUACAUGCUCCAACCGACUCGACUGAUCCGGAUGUCGACGCUAAAACAAAGUCAUUCGGUCCACAAUUCGGCGAUCAGACACAGCCAAUCGAUCUAGAAGUCGGCGCUCAAGCAACACAUCCAGAAGAUAACGCUAAAACAACUCCAAGCCAUCCAAAGGUCGGCGCUCAAACAACGUCAAUCGAUCCAGAAGUCGGCGCUCAAACAACGCCAAUCGAUCCAAAGGUCGGCGCUCAAACAACGUCAAUCGAUCCAGAAGUCGGCGCUCAAACAACGCCAAUCGAUCCAGAAGUCGGCGCUCAAACAACGUCAAUCGAUCCAGAAGUCGGCGCUCAAACAACGCCAAUCGAUCCAGAAGUCGGCGCUCAAACAACGCCAAUCGAUCCAGAAGUCGGCGCUCAAACAACGCCAAUCGAUCCAGAAGUCGGCGCUCAAACAACGUCAAUCGAUCCAGAAGUCGGCGCUCAAACAACGCCAAUCGAUCCAGAAGUCGGCGCUACGAUAGAACCAGUUGAUUUUGACAAUGUUUCUGCAAUUACGACCAAUAAGACCAAGGAGUCAAUAGAAGACAUUGAUCGAUGUGCAAAAGAAAACAUUGACCUUAAUUGCACUUUGAAUACAUGUCAAGGUAGAUGCGGUCAAGUUAACAAUUACACCGACUCGACAUGGCUCUCUUUGUGUUCCUGUGAUGACGAAUGUAACGAAUAUGGUGACUGCUGCAAGGACUAUAGAGACACUUGCGUCAAUGAAACAACUAUUACGAGAAAUCAAAAACCACUUACACAAAUCCAUGAAGAUGAACUGGCACGUGGGGGUUCAUAUGAAUGCCGAAACAUUGGCCCUGGUAGAUAUGUUUACAUGAUAUACUCAUGUAGUCCUGGUUACAAGGACCACGAUAUCGUAGAGAAAUGUCAUUCUACAUCAAACAUAGAAACCGAUGUUCGUACAAUGGGAGAUCCUGGCUUGAAUAUCCAACUGAAGACUCAGUCGGGCAUGGGAAGACUAGAUUUACGCUUCAAGAUAAACGGAACACGGGCCAGUCUUCUUAAAUGUUCCCUGCCAUUUGUACUUGCCGAUGGUCGAUGUAUUUUGCAAGAAAUGGCGAUAGCGUGUCGCUGUUUGAUCCCAUUUGAUGGUAACCUCACACAUGACGUCAUCGUAGCUGUAAAUAGAGUCAUUUUAACCAUUUUUAAAGUUGUCGGAGUUGUCUUAAUAAGAAGUUUUAAAGAAAGUCCAACAGUGUUGACAACAGAAUUUUUCGCGACAGUCUCUGAUGAUUCCGUCACCAAUUGGAGAAGCCCAAUGAUUCAUAAUGAGAAAGUGCUCCAGUCUGUAUAUCCUCCAUUGGUGUCCAAUACACGCUACUGUACAUUCAGAAAUACUACAACAGGGAAAAUACCCCAGGGACAAAUUAAUGGUGAAAAGGAACUGAAGAAUAUCGACAAAUGGACAACCCCCACAAGCAACGUAAGUGAUGAAGCCCAGCUUGCGUCGAGCUUUGGUAAAUCAUUUAUCUUCUUAAGUGGACUUUAUGUAUUCAUAGAGCUGUCUUUCUAAAUUUAGGAAUAUGAACAUGUCAAUGAUAGUUUUGAUGUUAAAUGCAAAAUGUGAAAACGAAAUAAGGAAAAUUAAGACUUUAUAAAUUGAAAAAGCAUGUGAAGACAUAACUAAAGACCUAUAAUGACUUAUUAGUAUGAUCACAUCAUUGAAUGCAGAAAUCUCAUAUUUGAGAAACAAAUGCUCACUAAGAUGCUCACUGUUCGUUGUCAUUCACUUAUCCUACCUUUGAAAGCUUAUGUGCGAUAAACAGAUGAUUUGAAGUUAAAACAAAUAGGCC
This is a messenger RNA of Owenia fusiformis, 1903 nucleotides long. Lineage: Eukaryota; Metazoa; Annelida; Polychaeta; Sabellida; Oweniidae. The record is from the annotation of a GenBank genome assembly.